Molecule: messenger RNA, 3583 nt
Organism: Meleagris gallopavo (turkey)
Lineage: Eukaryota; Metazoa; Chordata; Aves; Galliformes; Phasianidae
Source: RefSeq, a predicted model, not a curated record
CCAUUGCCAACGGGGUGGAGAAGAGACCAGGGCCCUUUAGAUCGGCUUAUCGAAACCUGGAAACACAAACAAUUGUGCUAGACCAGCAUGCACCUAUUUGCUUUUCCUUGUAACCAGAGCCUGGCAGUGGCAGCCAGCCCACUCCCAUGCCUUCCUGACUCCUGGUGAGCCCUGGAGUGGUGACAGCACGUCUGCAUGGAGCUGUGCAGCUCCAGCUUGGGGCUGGAUAGGAGGAGAACAGGGCUAGCAGCACAGCAGGAAGGAAACUGCUCACACUGGGGAAAAUCACUUGGCAGCACAGUGGUCUUGCAAGGAAAUCACCCUAGCUGUGCUAUCAAACAUCUGAAAAUACUGGCUGGAAUUGAAAACAUGCCGGGGGGAACACCCACAGCAUGACCCAUGUGAGGCGGAGCAGACAGCCGGGAAUGCUGCCCCACUGCCCUGGCUGCUGGGGCAAGGGACGUGCUGGGAGGAGAGCGCUGCCAGCCACGGUGUGUCACGGCACCGGGCGCUGAUAGGAGCCAAAGGCAUUGACGUACCUCCACGGCUUUGUUGGAUGUGGUGGUAAGUGUGCCUGCCUGAGGAUGGAGCCGGGAAGCUCCUGACACUGCUGAGAUGCUGUCUCCAGGGCCACCUGGCUGGGCGUUCCGCUGCUCCAGAAUGUACCUGGCUGAGGCUUGAGUCGCUGCUGCGGGGGAGAAAGAAAAUCUGCAUCCCUGCGGUCAGAGCCAGAUGGGGGCGCAAAGAGGUUUCCCGGCCUGGGAGCCGUUCCCGGAGCAUGGGAGCACGGGGGUCCCCGUAUCGGCACGGGGACCGGUGGCACUCAGUGCUUGGUCCCUCGAGCUGCAGCCAGCGAGGAGUGGGACAGAGCUGCACAGCGCGAGCAUCUUGACAUGGCAAGCACCCAUGCAGAAGAGCCACUUGCUGAGGACACAGCCGACCAUGAUGCACACAUCUAUGAGGAGGUGAUGCUCAGUGAGAGGAUGGAGCAGAGCCAGCGGCUGGCUGUGGAGGAGCUCAUCACCACUGAAGCCAGCUAUGUGCACAACCUCCAGCUGUGCCUGUCCGACAUCCGGGCACACCUCCAGAAGAAGCAGCUGCCUGGUCUUGACCUGGAAGGACUCUUCUCUAACAUUGAUGACAUCCUCCAUGUCUCCAGACGGUUCCUGAGGGGACUUCAGGACACUGCUGCCCAGGAGCAUGAGCAGCUGCUCAGCAUCAGCACUCUGUUCCAGGAGUUCAAGGAGGAGAUGGAGAUGGUCUACAAGAUCUAUUGUGCUAGCUAUGAGCAUGCCCUCCUGCUGGUGGAGAGCUACCGCAAGGACCCCAGGCUGCAGGAGGAGAUCAUGGAGACCCUGACCACGACAGUGCCUCACACGAGCGCCUCGGACCUCAGCUUCUUCCUGGUGAUGCCGGUGCAGAGAGUCACCAAAUACCCACUGCUGCUGGGCAAGAUCCUGGAGAACACCCCUGCCAGCACCAGCACUCAUGCGGCCCUCGCUGCAGCCGUGCGUGCCAUGACCCAGGUCAAUGCCAACAUCAACGAGUACAAGCGGCGCCGGGAAGUGGCCACCAAGUACAACAAGGCUGAGCAGCUGACGCUGCGGGACCGCUUCGCUCGGCUCAACACCCACUCCAUCGCCAAGAAGACCACGCGGCUGAGCCGGCUCCUCAUGCACGAGGCCGGCAUCGUGGCCAAGACAGAGGACAAGGAGUAUGAUGACCUGGAAGAGAAAUUCCAGAGCGUGGCAUCCAGUGUGGCUGCACUGAAGGAGAACGUGGCAUCCUACCUGAAGCACUUAGAGGCGUUCCUGCUGCCCACCCCACACAGGUGUGAGCUGCAGAUGGAGGAGGGCCCUGCCCAGCAGUACCGCCGCCUCGCAGAGCACCUCCACUGCGCUGUGUUCCCGGAGUUUAGGCGCCGCCUGGACAGGCUGGUCUGGCAGCCCCUCUGCAGCCUGGCAGAGAUGCUGGUGGGGCCGCAGCAGCUGGUCAAGAAGCGCCUGGACAAGCUGCUGGACUACGAGGAGAUUCAGGAGAGGAAGAGCGAAACGGGCAGCGUGACAUAUGAUGAGGAAGCAGCCAUGAACACCUAUCUGGCCAUCAAUGCCCUGCUUGUGGCUGAGCUCCCGCGCUUCAACCAGGUGGCCAUGCAGCUCCUGGGACAGCUCCUGGGCUCCUUCUGUGUCCUGCAGCAGGACUUGGCCGCAGAGGUUCUGCACGAGACUAAAAAGGAACUAGAGCAGAUGCCCCAUGGCCACAUGCUGCUGCCCGCUUUCUGGAGGAUGGUGGAGGACACCCUGCAGCAGUCAGGAGUUCAGCUCUGUACCUUCAUCCAGGCGUUUGAGACUGUCACACCAAGCCCUGUGCCACAGCCCCUGAACUCUGCUGAGGAGCGGAAGGUCCUUUCCCUUGUGAGCAAACACGGCCCAGACAAACUUUACCAAGUGACAAGCAACAUCAGUGGCAGCAAAGACAUGGACCUGACUUUGCAAAGAGGGCAGAUUGUGGCUCUGCUGCAAAGUGUGGAUACUAAAGGCAACAAGGGCAGAUGGCUGGUGGAUGCUGGAGGUCCCCGAGGAUUUGUGCCUGCUGCCAAACUCCAGCCCUAUUGCCUGGGACCAAGCCAGCAGCCCAGGAUGCAGAUGUCAGCCCUGGAGAGUGGCACAGAGAGAAGGCGACAUUCUUAUGUGUCACCUGAAGCUCCUAAACCCCAGGUGGCCACGUUCACCCCAGCUUUCCAGGUGGUUGCUGGCUUCUCCUUCACAGCACGCAGCCCACAGGAGCUCAGCCUGCAGGCAGGGCAGCCCGUAGUGGUGCUGGAGCCGCACGACAAGAAGGGCAGCACCGAGUGGAGCCUGGUGGAGGUGAACGGGCAACGGGGCUACGUGCCCUCCAGCUACCUGCUGACAGUCCCUGUGCAGGAGCCCGUGGGCUGGAGUCUGCCCGUGUGAGCAGCACCAGCGCAGCACCCGAUGGCUUCGUGCUGCUCACGGAGGAGAGCUGUCCGAUUGGCACCCGAUGAGCUCGUUGCUGAGGGAGUGGCUGCACAGCCCUGGCCUGGAGAAGCAGCAGAAUGUGGCCCAGGGGCUGUGGGUCCGCGGUUGCAGGUGGGGAGAUGUGCUUUGUGCCGCUGUGCACAAGGGCAGGAAGGUGCGAGGGUGCCACGUCCAUGUGCGUUUGCUUCUUGCUGGGCAGCAUGGAGAGAAGACUUGGGAUGGAGUGACAUGUGGCUGCAGCUCUGCAGGGAUUCGUUUUGGUGAGAAAGAGAAAAGUAGUGGUGAUUAGAGAACCAUCCCUGAGUAAAUCACGUCUGAGCUGCAAAGGCUGCAGUGCUGCAAACGGGGCUCCAGCCUGACACGUGUCUCUUGGAGACGUGCUCUCCGCAGAACGGGUGGGGUGACGCUCCCCUGUGCGCACCCACACGGCCCAGCGCCAUCUGGGCACUGCGCUGUCCCCGAGGCCAGCGCUCCGUCACCUCUCGGCCACCAAGCCCUGCUGCUGGGCCCUGCACUGCGGUGCGGUGCUGCCGAGGGCCGCUGACGCUCCCGGCGCGAGAAGCGCUCUGUGUGCGACCGCGGCU